Molecule: messenger RNA, 1344 nt
Organism: Labrus bergylta (ballan wrasse)
Lineage: Eukaryota; Metazoa; Chordata; Actinopteri; Labriformes; Labridae
Product: interferon gamma-like
Biological process (GO): immune response
Cellular component (GO): extracellular region
Molecular function (GO): type II interferon receptor binding
Source: RefSeq, a predicted model, not a curated record
CUCGCUCGCUUUCAGAGUUAUAAAUACGAAGCUCUUUGAGAAGUCAAACAGUUUGAACCAGCUUCAGGGACAGAGACACUCGGACCCUCACAGCCUCCAGUCAGCCUUUUCCCAGCUCAGAUUUGCUCUGGCAGGGAUUGAAAGCAGCGGGCCCGGACUCAAUCAGGAAUCGAACCGGCGACAUAUCGUAAUAUUCAAGUGGUGACAAGAUGUUUUCAACGGCGAGGGCAGUGGUCUGUCUGUCCCUGUGUCUGGCUGUCUGUCAGGUCAGGGGGUCGUACAUCCCUGUAGAGAUGAACAGAACCUUCCAGAGCCUCCUGCAGCACUAUAACAUUUCUCCUGCAGAGCGAUUCAACAGAAGGCCCGUCUUCUCCAGAGAUCCUCUGAGCGGCAGGAUGGAGGCACAGAAGGUGUAUAUGGGCGGCGUGUUGGAGGCGUAUGAGAAGCUCCUCGGUCACAUGUUGAAGCAGCUGCCGGCUCCUCAGACAGCAGAGCUCCCUAACCCCUGUGAUGCUGAGAAGGGGACCAACAAAGAUGUCAGGGUGGAGCUGAGCUGCAUCCUGAAGAAGGUCCAGGACCUGAGGAGGCACAGCUUCCAGGAGGAGGGGAAGCUUCUGCAGAGUCUGCAGGCGCUCAAACACGUCAAGGUGGAGGAGGAGGUCAUCCAGAGCAAAGCAUUGUGGGAACUACCAUGGCUGUAUGAGGCGGCGAGCUCCUUGUCUGACGACCGCAUUAAGCAGAGGCGGCGGAGAAGGCAAGCACGGAGGACCAAAAAUCGUCCCUGAGCCCGAAACAGAAAGAGGCAGAGUAACGACGGCGACAUAACUAAGAUAUUUUAAAAACAGUAAAAUGUGGAAUAUUUAAUUAGAAGCUUUUAACGGAUCAAAGAACAUUUAUAUUUAAUGGUUAAUUAAGGGUUAAUUUAAUAUAUAUUUAUGACGAUGAUGUUUAACCAGCAGCCUCCGACCCAUAGCUCCGAUAACUUUGUACAUUUUUUUUUUUUUUUUAACCAAGUCUGAUGUUUGAAACUUGGAAGGUUUGAUCGGUUUCUAACUCGCCUCCUCAAACACAGGAUGUGACCUGGGAAUACUUGAUUUCUUGAUUUUUGAUUACUAAGCCGCUGAUUUGUUGAGAUGAAAAGUCAGAAUUAAAUGUCGAUAUUGUCCGUCUGAGAUAUCAGCUUGGAUCCUUAAUCAGUUACCAAAACUACGGUGGCCUGUUUCCGCCAUUCAAACUUGAUAUUUAUAAUAUUUUACCCGUGGAGGUUCCCAGCAAACUAGUUUAAAGAGGACAUAUCAUCCCCCUCCUCCAUCUUUUCAAACAGUCCCCUCCUCCAUCUUUUCA